Molecule: messenger RNA, 4860 nt
Organism: Orussus abietinus
Lineage: Eukaryota; Metazoa; Arthropoda; Insecta; Hymenoptera; Orussidae
Exons: 8
Coding region: 607-3741 (1044 amino acids)
Source: RefSeq, a predicted model, not a curated record
GUCGUCCGAUGAUCGAGUAGCCUGGAUUGAAUCCACGUUUGGCAUCGAUUUAUUCGCUGGGAUCGAUACGGAAUCAUCUGCCAAUCCUCGGAAUCGGUAAAACCGUUCACGGACGGAAUAACAGAGCAAAAAUAAGCGCGACUCAGGCCGAUUUUCGUUGUGCAAUUUGAAGGAGAGACGUCGCCACCGCGUUCACGAAGCGCAUUCGAGAAUCUCGAGGAUCUCUACGCGAAUUUCACGGUCUCCUCGUGUUUGCUGGUGACCUUCGAAGAAGGAAGAGUGGCAAAACGAUGGAUCUUCCAGAACAUAAAAUCAGCACUAAUUUCUGCUAAAAGCCUGACUUCUUAUUUGCUUGUUUCCUCGUAUAGCCUAAAGAUCCUUGGGUAAGAAAUUUCAAAGGAGGAGAAGGAUUUCUUAUUUACGCACGCAGGACAUUUAGAUCGAAGGGUUUCUAAUGAUUAUUCGCAAUUCAUUUUGACUGAGUUUUCGACUUCGAUGAGGAAGAUAACGACGUGGGUAUAUAAGUUAGUUCCAUGUCGGCAAUAAGGUGCCUGCGAGUCGAAGCAUUCGAUCGACGGAGUUGAUGGUUCGUAAUCUUAUUAGAAAAUGAAGACAAUAAAGGCAAAAAAUAAACCUAAAAAAAGCAGUGGGAAAUUCAGGAGAAUGAAAUUUGAGAAUAAGAAUUCAAGUUUUGAAACAAAUCCUGAUUUAACUCAGUUGCGCAAACCUGUUGACCUCAGUGUGUCCAGCUUAUUGCAAGUUUCCAAGCUAUUAAGUAUUGGCAGUGAAGAGGUUAAGGGCAUACUUGUCUAUGAAUGCGACAUCGUCUAUGAGUGCAGAGUUUGCCGGAGCUUAUUUAGAAGUCUUGCCAACCUUAUCUCGCACAAACGUGUCUAUUGCAAAGAAAAAUGUAAUUUAACACGCUACAGGGAUUGCAUAAAAUAUGAUUACACGGUUCAAGACAAGUCGUCUCUAAACAGUCUGCAUGAAAAUAUUGAUGACAUCUUAAAGGAAGCUGACAAUGCCAGGGUAUUGAGAAGUCAAACACCUAAAGUCUCUGGUGUCCCGAAUGGUCCCGACAAAGAUUUAACAUCCAUUGUAGAUGCGAUUCAACAGCAGCAAAAUGAGGAUUCCAAUGAUAAUGUCCUGCCAACUCCAAUAAAUGAAAAGACUGGAAAAAAUUCUAUAUCUAAUAGCGAUUGCAUGCUUUUGGAAGAAGUCGAAUCAAACUGUGUCGCGAUGUAUCAGACAAUGGUGAAACCAUUAGAAGCAAAUGGUCAAAUAACAAGUGAUAAUAUGAAAACUCAAAUAUCAGAGCUGCAAGAGAUGAUGAAUCAAAGUACUGCAAUCCUUGGUACGGAUGGACGAAUUCUGGAGGCAAAUUAUGUGGAAAAGUCUGAUAACCCAUUGCAAUGUUGCAUGGACAAUGAAAUAUCAAAUGAGUCAGUCAACACUCAAAAUCUGGUUUGUUCUAUCUGUAAAGCAAAGUUUGCAACCAAAAAAACAUUGACUUUCCACAUGAAGUCAUUGCACGUGUCUAAUCGAAUGUGUUACCCAUGUCCUUGUUGUUCCAGUACAUUUGCAAACACAUGGAGUGUGUAUCGUCAUCUUUUUAAAGUUCACAGGAAAACGAAUGAACAAGUAAGAAAAUUAAGAGUACAUAUCCAAGAGAAGGCUUUCCGGAAAGAAAGUACCGGAGCUGAGGAUUUAGAGAAACAAUGUGUGUUAGAUACAGCUCUGGAUUCACUACCUUUGGCAGCAACUGAUGAUACACAGGAAUGGAUGAAACACUUGGAGUUGGAUUUGGAAUUGCAACGUUGUGGCGGCUGUGGGAGACGAUUUGAUAGAAAAGUUGCAUUACAAUCUCAUUCACAACGUUGCCAGAGACGAAUCGAUGCAUGUAACGGUGCUGCAAAUAAAGUGAAGAAGAUAGUUAAACCUCUACUGCAGAGUGUGCAUAAAAAUGAUAAACCGUUAGUUGAGGAAGUAGUCAACCAAGUUGCAAUGCGUAAUGAUAAUGUCGCAAAAGCUACAGCAGAAAAAUCUCAGUUAGAAACAGAGGAAACAAAAACUCAAAUUGCCCCUGACAAGGCAAAUAAGGUGCUUUCCGCGGGAAGCGAUGACGGUAAUGAAUUACCCAUUAGAGUACAAAAUGUGUCGUCUCUUAGCAACGAUGCUUGGGAAAGAAUGGGUGCCAAUAGCCCUUUGCUUAAUAGCACCAGCCAUUCGUCGUCUGAAUCUUCAGUUGUCGAUACUAUCUGCGAUGAAAAGGCAACAAUGCAUAGACAACAAUCUUCCCCUAUCAGUGAUUUGUCGGAUUCGCCAGAGAUUAUAUAUACAAGCAUCGACCGAAGUAACACUAUGUCAUUAGCAUUCGGUAACAAAAAGAGGAAAAUUAUGUCUACUACCAAAAAUGAAAGGCUACACGCAAUAGCAGAUAAAAUAGGUGAAAGAAAUUUGGCACUACAAAAUACACUGCUCAAUGUAAAUCGAAGCAAACCUCAAAGUACUUUUGAUUACACUUUGAUCAUGGAAAAAAAAAUGGCCGCAAUAUCUAAUAUUCGAAAACUACAAUGUUUACCGUGCAGGCAAAAAUUUACGUCAAUGGCAAAUUUACGUCGCCACAUGGCUAUUCACAUUGGUUGGAAUCGAUAUCGUUGCAAACUAUGCCCAUUUAAGUGUUUCGUGAAGUGUGAUUGUGUGGCUCAUUGCAAUAGAUUACACAACGCUAAGAAUAAUAGAAGUGUUAUAUCAGAAAUGGUUUUGGAAAUGCCAGAGAAAGAAAUUUUAUUGAAUGCAGGUAUUAAUGUGGAAAAUGGAAGAGCAGACGUAGAGCCUGAAAUUAUCGAUGUGACAUCCUCCACGAUGCAAACUGUCAGUGCAGAAACAAAUAAUACUUUCGGUAUAGAAAGUUCUAUCGAUAAAUCUGCUCUAGAUGUUUUAAUCGAUGAACCUGCAUGCGCCAAUGACGCGAGGAAUGACAUUAACGAGACCGUACACACGGAGGAGGUUGAAAAGGAACAGGAAAACAUGAGCGUUUCUAACGACACCGUGGAAAGUAAUACCGAUAAUCCAAAGGACCCCGAAAAGGACAGUGAAGAUCCUAACAAAAAGAAAAUUGCUGAAUCUACUCAAGCUCAUCGAAACUUGUACACUGAUCCUGAUUUACGAAGAAUGGUCAUGGAAGUCAUUUUUGGCUCAUCUGACUCAAAUUCAAAUAAACAGUCUGCAGAAAAUAAAACAGUGCACGAAGUUAACGGUCAUGAAAAGACAUCGUCCCAAGACGAAGAGAAGAGCAAGGAGGCUGACGAAUUUUCUGAGACUGGAGGUACCAAAGAAGAAAAUGUUUCAAAGAAUACCGAUGUCAGACCUCAAAGACCGGUUCGAAAUCGCGUCAAACCGGUGGAUAAAGACUUCAUUUACGAUCUAAAAGAGCUUGAUUUCCGGAAUAACGUAUCACUGUCCAAGGGAGCAGUUGUAUCCACGAAUAGAUCAGUCGAGAAAAAAUCGCCAAAUCGAUUGGAUGUGCAAGACAAGAAACACGAUAUAGAGAUUACUGAAAGUCAACCUGUGAAGAUUUCUAAAUCGUUAUACGAGAGAAUGUGUUUAGGAAAAGUUUCUGGAGAUACCGACAAGAGGACCAAAGAUGUCGCGGAAAAGAUUGGCAAAGAUGCAAGUAAGAAAGACAGAUUCGUUGUCGCAGGAAAUGGAAUUAACGAGGUUUUCGUUUCCGAUGAAUAAAAGGUUUAUACCGGAGCUCGGGCGGUAAUCCUCUUUCGAAAUUGUCAAGCACGGCUAAUUUCUACUCAAUUACACUUCAUUCUUCAAUGAGAAGCAAAUUAUUUUUGGAAUCAACAUCUUCGGAUUAAGUGUAACUUAUCAUCGUAAUUGUACAUAUAUACAUUCAGAAGUUGUCAGUUGUUCUGUUAGCUAUACGUUGCGAAUUUCAACGUAAGAAAUUUCAGAACGAUAUCCUCUAUUAGUGGAAUACGCAUGCCUCGUAGGAAUUCAGAGUAUCGAAAAGUGCGUAGGGCUGAAAGUUAGUUUCAUAAACUCUGUUUUUAAUGCCGAAUGGUAACGAACGUUCGUUCGUUCGGAGAACAUAUCGAUUUUCCGUUAUAAAUCGUAAACCAUCAACACUUAAUAAUUAAAUUCACUGUUAGAGUUACUUUUUUUCCUUUAAUAUUUCCACGAAGAUAAAAGAUAUUUACGGUUCAUACCGUAUGCGUUUUAUGAACGAUAAAAUAAUUGGUGCAAUUUAUUUUAUGAGCGAAAUGUGCAUUUGCGAUUAUUAAUUGCCCUUUGACGCUAGCUGAUCGUUCCCUUACAUCGAAGUUAACGAAACCGUAUUUUUCGUCAGCAAUUCAUUGCUGACCAUUAAGUUUCACUUUUUUAUCAAUGGUGGUUAAUCGUUUGCACGAGUUUUAACAUCGAGUUAACGAGUUUUCAAAAGCCAUUCGUGUGAUGCUCAUAAACAUAUUUUAACAUUGAAAAUCGGUACAACAAUCGGUCCGAAUUGAUACGUUUCGUUAAAUCUCGAAAUUUCACUUACACGCGUGAGAAUAAAUGAAACAAACGAGUAGCGCAACAGUUGCUAAUAAGUUUAAUUUCGCGUUACGAAUAUAUUUGUAAAAUUUCUGUAAAGCAUCACCUCGGCGUAAUCUGAGUAACGAGAUCGGUGAUUUUUUUUUGCCCGACCGCGUCGUUACGUCGUUCGAGAAAAAAUCGUAAACUUCAUAACGCGUAGAUAUAUUAAAAAUUUGUCGAUAAAUUCUCUCUUAGGAGAAAGACAAUGUACAGUUUGCAGCGUGUACAUGCCGAAGAUGUCCUUGUAUAAAUAUGUACCACAAUAAAGUUAAC